Messenger RNA from Punica granatum (pomegranate), 683 nucleotides. The record is from RefSeq and is a predicted model, not a curated record. NCBI's taxonomy places the organism in Eukaryota, Viridiplantae, Streptophyta, Magnoliopsida, Myrtales, Lythraceae.
GCUGUUUCUUCACGGGUUGUUAUGCGAGAUGAAGGGAAGCAAAUGUUUUGCUGGUCCUUUUGGUGGCUUUAGUAGUUUCCGCAACGUCAGUCUAAUCUCUAGCUAGUUUCUCUGGUGGGAAGGAUCCAUUUGAUGAGCCUUUAUUCACGCAGUCAUUUUGGGGGCAUGUUCGUGUCAAACUACUCUGGUUCCAAGCCGAGCACUUUCAAAGAGAUGCAUCCUACUGGAUUUACCGAGCAUCUACCUCCACAGCUGAAGAGGUCAGGACUCAGAGGCACCAUUAUAAAGAAUGAAGGUGAGCUAGAAGCAGAUCAGGAGAGAGCGUUCUGUGAUGGCCCUCAAGUAGAUAAUCGAACUAAGGAAGAUGAAGGUGCUGUGGACCCUUUUCCAUUGCUAAUCACACGGAAUUUUCUUGACGGUAUACACCAUGAUGUUGCACUGACCAUUCUAACAGCUGCAAUUAGUCACAGAACGUUUUGUUUCCGCAACUUCGGUACAGGGGAGCUUGGGCACAUCCAUCAACAGAGCAUUCUGCUCCGACCGUGGCAUCGCAGAUCAGUGACCCUGCAAAGCUCUCUCACCGACAACUAGCAGAGACGGUGAAUGCAGAAGCCAGCCCAAAGGGCAGAGCCUUGUGAUAAAGAAGUCCGAGCUUUGAUUGUAACUCAUCAUGUCGAAGUCUC